This is a messenger RNA of Saccharomyces kudriavzevii IFO 1802, 3054 nucleotides long. It is a transcript of the gene CIN1, whose product is annotated as Cin1p. The coding region runs from base 1 to 3054 and encodes 1017 amino acids. Lineage: Eukaryota; Fungi; Ascomycota; Saccharomycetes; Saccharomycetales; Saccharomycetaceae. The transcript has a single exon. Gene Ontology annotation, molecular function: beta-tubulin binding; GTPase activator activity. The record is from RefSeq and is a predicted model, not a curated record. Gene Ontology annotation, biological process: tubulin complex assembly; post-chaperonin tubulin folding pathway; microtubule cytoskeleton organization.
AUGUCCAGUAUCCCGACGUUGCUGAGCUCGAUACGAUCUGGAGUCCAGACCGUGUCUCCCGAGACGCAUCAAGAAACGAUUGCCGCGAUCAACAAGUUCCAAGAGGAUCCGGCACUGUUGGACGCCAUACUGCCCAAAUGCGUACCUCUUUUGGCCAACUCGUUCUUUCAUGUGCCACCGCGUGAGCAAAGACUCGUUGCGGAGCUGUUCUACAAUCUUGACAAGAUCUCCCACGCACAGGUCCUUAAAUCAUUAGAUACAAGUAUUUUUAGACUAGACGACAUUUUAAGCUAUUUACAGGAUCGAACGUCGCCCUCCUCUUUCGCCGAUGUCUUGUGCGUCUAUCUAAACCUAUCUUGGCUGAGCGUCAUCUUGCUCUCACCUUACACUUUUGAAGACAGGUUCCACAAAACGGUUCGGGUGUCGUCGGGGUUCGAAACGCACCCGAUCUGCGUUCCUCCCAUCAACAAGAUCAAAGCUAUUUUAUACUUCAAAAACUUCACACGUGACUUCGACCAGAUACCGGAACCAGAUCGAUCAAACGUGCCCUUUCUCAACCAAUUCCUGAAAUUGUUCAUUCGGUCUGCUCAAGCUGCAACCACCUAUUUCUCGAACGAGAACUUGGCGCAUUUGCAAGCGGUUGCACUGUCCAACCACGCAAUAAAGCUGUUACCUAAACUAUUCCAGGUUUCGUACAAUCACGCCUCUCACGAAAUUCUCGAUGCCAUAGUAGAGUUCUUCCAAGAUCACCUAAACUCAAAUUCCACGGAUACGAGGUUCCAGUUGGCCCACUCCUUUGCCAAGAUUAUCAAGUUUCUCCAGCAGGUGGACCCGUCAUCGUCCGUCGAGUUCACUGAAAACACCAUCGAGAAUACAAUCUGCCUCUUACAGGACUCUUGGGAGUCCAUCGACAGUAACGAGUUACACACUUCUCUCUUGAUCAUCGCUGAAGUGGCCCUGGCUAGAAUCCUUCCUGUAGACUUGAUCGACCGUGUUUUGGCUCAGAUCAUUCCCAUGACCUGUCAUUUCCAGCAAUCCCGCUUUCAAAUUAUCAAGGGUCAUCAUAUUAGAGAUUCGACAAAUUUCAUCAUCUGGUCAAUAAUAAGAUCAAACAGUAGCAACGAUCUGACUGCUCAGACCCUACAAUCACUAUUGUCGCACCUGCUAAUCAAUGCCUUUUUCGACCCCGAAUUAAUAAUCAGAUAUUCCAGUUUUGCCGCCUUGCAGGAAUUAAUGGGGAGGUCCAACAAAUCUCUGGCACUGAACCAAGCAGAUAUAGCUUCCAUACUGCAGGCAACCUGGAAAGACCUACCGAAAUCGUUCGAGGAAAAUUCAGGCCUAAUCCGCACACUGUUCAAUCCUGGAAACACCUCGAACACCUCUGUCUGCGUUUGGAGCAUUUUUAACGAUUGGGCAUUCAGUUGGAAUCUACUCGAAAAUUUGCACCUGACCACGAUGAAACUCAAUAUAGAUUAUAAUUUACUUCCGCUAAUCAAGUCACAGCUUCACUCACCUGAUUUAUUGCAUGGCUUAUUGAAGAAAUCGGGAAAAUCAGUCAUCCAGAACUGUCAAAUUUUGUACUUAUAUUUGAAACUAUUUGAAAAUGACGUAUAUCGCCCCGAGACGAGCCGAAUUUGCGCUGACAUUUAUCAUCACAAGAUAAAAUUUCAAUCGUUUGGCCAAGGAAAAAGACAAUUUAAUGAUAAUUCGCCCGAAUUAUUCCGGAUUUUUGUUAUUUUGAAAUACUGGCAAUUGAUGGGAGAAAAUGAUUUCAACCAAGAACUAUUUUGGAAAUUUGUGGAGAUAAUAUCACCGCAGAAGAAAUUAACCCUAUACAAUGAGUUUAUCCCUACAAUACAGCAUAUAAUAUCUCGAUGCUGUGAUCUCCAUUACAUGAGGGCCGCUCAAUUAAUCAAGUCAGGUAAUGAAUUGGCUUGCCACUCAUUAUGUCAUCUACCUGACCAGGAGAAGAUGUGUUCCCUUUUCUUUUCCCAGUUUCCUUUAUUAACAUCACAGUCCAAAUCAAUCUUGAUAGAAGAACUCGACAAUCAUUGGAACGAUAAGAUAAGUGUGCUCCCGCCAGAUUUGUACCAGAAAUUCCUCAAAACCAUCGUCAAUUGUCUUGAUGACUAUACGACAACUCAACAAGGUGAUGUAGGACGUCUGGUAAGAAUACAGGCCUUGCAAUUUGCACAAUCACAUCCUGAUUUACUAUAUGAAAACGAUGAUUUCGUCAGGCCAAAAUUAACUAGGUUGAUGGCGGAACCUGUACCAGAAAUUAAAAAAGCGAGUUUUCAAUUACUCACUUCAACCGCCCCACAAAUUGCAGAAUUAUCUGACUCUUUGAUACUUGAUUUUCAACACACGCAAGGUCAAAGCAACGAAUUCUGGAAGGGCUACACAAUUAGCGCAGGGGCAAUAAACUUUGUAGACUCCCAACUAACUUCAUCUAUUGAUUCCUUCAUUGCAUAUUUUAGGUCUCUAUCCUCUUCGCGACAAUUGGAACUAUGUAAUGAUUUGGUCAGAAUAAUCCCCAACGCUAAGCAAGUUGUUGAGUCAAAAAAAUAUGAUUAUAAUAGAGAUCCAUCGACGGGCGGCAUGAGAUUUGAUACUAUCAAAUUCGCCGUUAAUUGCAUAAAAUUUUGGACAAGAAUCAUGGAAUCUGGGUUGGUUAUUUUACAUCCUAAUUUCAAUUUUCAGGGCGUUUUCGCCAAAGUUUACAACCUGCAUUUAUUAGAUUAUGGAACAUUGAGAGUGAAUGCGAUCAAAUUUCUCCCAUUUUUAGCAAUCUCUCAUUACUUCACCAUCAAGGAAACAACCGACCGAAAAGAUCUAUUCAAUUUAGUCAAUUUCACUUUAAAAAGGCUAUUGGUUAUUAUGAAACGUGAAUACACAGCAACGAAAUUGAGAUUCACGGGAGGCCAGAAUAUCGCUUUACAAGGAAUAUUCCAGAUAUUAUUAGAAUUAGAUGCUACCAGACAACUCCAAUCUUUACAAAAGGCCUGUGAGAAUUCUGAAUUUAUGGAUAUAUUAGAUUCUGAUAUUACUUUAUAG